AUGUUCUUGCAGAAAGCAAUUGAUCUAUCAGUACAGCAUUUUGGCAAGCUUGACUGUCUGGGAGGAGUAAAAGCACUUACCAAAGCUUUAGCAAUUGACGAAGCCAAGCACGGUGUAAGAGUAAACUCGCUUGCACCAGGUGCAGUUGACACGGUAUCUUUAAGAGAAAAAGUCCCUGCAGAACAACGAGAGUAUCUCGAAAAAUGUCAUACCUUAGGCAGACUUGCCCAACCCCGUGAGAUUGGUAAAGCAUGUCUGUUCCUGGCCGUAGAUGCUACUUUCACCACAGGGGAGGAACUCAUGUGCACUGGUGGCGCAGAAAUUGGAUAUGGCGUAAAGGAUCCAAAUUCGUUGUAUUAGGACGACUCACAUUUUACAGUGUUGUUUUUCAUUCACAAGUUAUAAAGUAUCUAAAAGACAAAGUCAUCCACAUAAUGCGACUUGUGCUUUCACUUUCAAUACAUCAUUAAUAUAUAUAGCAAUAGGCACCACGGAACGUUUGAGAUGGCAUUAUUGUGGUCCAUACUUUUUUGUAAUUAUAGGUAAUAAAUAAUAUACUUGUAUAACAAUAGUGGUUUAUAGUUAAUUGAAACUAACUAGUCCGAAGCCAGAGCAAAACAUCAUUCCUUGUGGUUUAAUUUACAGUG
This is a messenger RNA of Mercenaria mercenaria, 647 nucleotides long. Its product is annotated as 17-beta-hydroxysteroid dehydrogenase 14-like. The transcript is spliced from 4 exons. NCBI's taxonomy places the organism in Eukaryota, Metazoa, Mollusca, Bivalvia, Venerida, Veneridae. The record is from RefSeq and is a predicted model, not a curated record. Bases 1 to 360 code for a protein of 119 amino acids. Gene Ontology annotation, molecular function: oxidoreductase activity.